This is a messenger RNA of Anisakis simplex (herring worm), 693 nucleotides long. The record is from the annotation of a GenBank genome assembly. NCBI's taxonomy places the organism in Eukaryota, Metazoa, Nematoda, Chromadorea, Rhabditida, Anisakidae.
UUACUCGGAGCUCUGUUCAUGUGCUGCUGGGGAAUUAAGACCAAGCGAAGGAAAGCGGCUGAUGAAAAGGCAGGUCGUCUGCCGUAUCCAGAUGAGAAGGAAGCGAUGCGAGACGAGGCAUAUGACACAAGAGCUUAUGGAAGAGAGAAAAGCAGCCUGCCGUCGGACAGUCAUGACAAUCUUCAAGACAUGUACAGGAAUGAGGAAAGGUAUCGUGACGAAUCAUUUCGAGAUGCCGAACGCGGUGCUCGAAUCGAGAGAGUCACUGAUACGAGGAGUGCUGCAAAUCUUGCUGAUGGAAUGGAUCGAUCGAGUGGUGCUGGAUUUACGGCUGCUACGGAAUAUGGUGGAAGCGCAAUGGAUUAUCCGCCGCCCCCACCGCCAAAUUACAUGAGUCCAGCUGAAUAUAGGGCUGGUAUGGAAGGCAAUCGUACAGAUGUAAUGGAUGCUGGUGCAGACUUUUCGGCAGCUGCUGGUGCUGGGAAUGCGGGUGGAGUCUAUCGUGACACUGUCAGUGUAUCUCCUCCAGCAUUUCCUGCACAAGCAACAGUCACAACAACAACCACCACCAAAAGACGAAAGGCUCAUCACGCAGGUGGCAGCGCUUAUUCAGAAUCAGCAGCAGCAGCCACAGCAGGAACAGCAACAAUGCAAGAUCAGAGUCAUUUACUUGGACUUAACACCAGCGUUUAA